GCUCCCUCGGGGCGGGCCGGGCUGGUGGACGGGCGGCGAGGGCCAGAGCCUGGCGGUACCCUAGACCGUAGCCCGCGAUGGUGAUCUGCUGCGCGGCCGUGAACUGCUCCAACCGGCAGGGCAAGGGCGAGAAGCGCGCCGUCUCCUUCCACAGGUUCCCCCUAAAAGACUCAAAACGCUUGGUCCAGUGGUUAAAAGCUAUUCAGAGGGAUAACUGGACCCCCACUAAGUAUUCAUUCCUCUGUAGUGAGCAUUUUACCAAAGACAGCUUCUCCAAAAGUCUGAAGGACCAGCACCGCCUGCUCAAGCCUACAGCUGUGCCCUCCAUCUUCCACUUGACAGAGAAGAAGAAGGGAGUUGGGGGCCAUGGCCGUACCAAGAGAAAGGCCUCAGCGGCUGUGAAGCGACACACAAGUAUAGUAGCCACCGGUUCCUCAUCAUCCUCAAGUGAGAACUUGAUGGCCAAGUCUGAGUCCCGCAAGUUGAAGCGAGCAACUCUGCAAGGUGACACUAUACCCAGGGUCACCUCUGAUGUUGUCACUCAGGAGCAGGCAUCAUCUCUGAAAAGAACUCUAGGAGAUGAACUGGCCACCCCAGCAUCUAGCAGCCAGAGAGAGGCAGAAGUGUCUGCUGCAGAGACCGGCCACCAAAAGGCCUCUUCCUUUGCUGAUGUAGGUGGAGCAGACAAAAAUGGCAUUUCCAUGGACGACUUUACACCACCUGGGUCUGGAGCUUGCAAAUUUAUAGGGUCACUUCAUUCUUACAGUUUCUCCUCUAAGCACACCCGAGAGAGACCAUCUGUCCCUCGUGAGCCCAUUGACCGAAAGAGGCUGAAGAAAGAUGUGGAGCCAAGGUGCAGUGGAAACAGCGUGGCCCAGAACCCUCCAAGUUCCUCACUCACAGCAACCCCUCAGAAGCCUUCCCAGAGCCCUUCUGCCCCUCCAACUGAUGUCACCCCGAAGCCAGCUGCAGAAGCUGUGCAGAGUGAGCACAGUGAUGCCAGCCCCAUGUCCAUCAAUGAGGUUAUCCUGUCCGCCUCAGGGGCCUGCAAGCUCAUCGACUCACUGCACUCUUACUGCUUUUCUGCUCGGCAGAACAAGAGCCAGGUAUGCUGUCUGCGAGAGCAGGUGGAGAAGAAGAAUGGAGAGCUAAAAAGCCUGCGGCAGAAAGUAAGCCGCUCAGACAACCAGGUGCGCAAGCUACGAGAGAAGCUGGAUGAGCUGAGGAGAGCAAGCCUUCCCUACCUUCCUUACCUGAGUGGUCUGCUGCCCCAUAGUCACGAGCCUCCCAAGAUGAACCCAGUGGUGGAGCCGCUAUCCUGGAUGCUGGGUACCUGGCUAUCAGACCCACCAGGAGCCGGGACCUUCCCUACACUGCAGCCCUUCCAGUACCUAGAGGAGGUGCACAUCUCCCACGUGGGCCAGCCUAUACUCAACUUCUCGUUCAACUCCUUCCACCCCGACACACACAAACCGAUGCACAGAGAGUGUGGUUUCAUCCGCCUCAAGCCUGACACCAACAAGGUGGCCUUCAUCAGUGCCCAGAACUCAGGCAUCGUGGAAGUAGAGGAGGGUGAGGUGAAUGGGCAAGAGCUAUGCAUUGCAUCCCACUCCAUUGCCAGGAUCUCCUUUGCCAAGGAGCCCCACGUGGAACAGAUUACCAGAAAAUUCAGGCUGAAUUCUGAAGGCAAACUUGAACAGACAGUUUCCAUGGCAACCACUACACAGCCAAUGACCCAGCAUCUUCACAUCACCUACAAGAAGGUGACCCCAUAACCUGGAGCAGCUCCUGGAGCCGUGGGGAAGGCCUGGCUCCUGUGUCCAGCCCCUCCGUUCAGUGGAUGACGCAGGGUGGCUACAAGCUCUGCUGGCACAAGAGUGUUGUCCAGAUGUUCUUGUGAUGGCAUAGAGAAACCAAAUAAAAGGCCUUUAUUUUUA
Jaculus jaculus (lesser Egyptian jerboa) is the source of this 1937-nucleotide messenger RNA. RefSeq names its product THAP domain containing 4 (gene Thap4). Bases 78 to 1775 code for a protein of 565 amino acids. Lineage: Eukaryota; Metazoa; Chordata; Mammalia; Rodentia; Dipodidae. The transcript has 6 exons. The record is from RefSeq and is a predicted model, not a curated record.